This is a messenger RNA of Scaptodrosophila lebanonensis, 2210 nucleotides long. It is a transcript of the gene Sse, whose product is annotated as separin. The transcript is spliced from 7 exons. Bases 46 to 1953 code for a protein of 635 amino acids. Gene Ontology annotation, biological process: meiotic chromosome separation; proteolysis. The record is from RefSeq and is a predicted model, not a curated record. Gene Ontology annotation, molecular function: cysteine-type endopeptidase activity. Gene Ontology annotation, cellular component: mitotic spindle; centrosome; cytoplasm. NCBI's taxonomy places the organism in Eukaryota, Metazoa, Arthropoda, Insecta, Diptera, Drosophilidae.
UGUUUAGUUUAGAAAAAUUAGCAGAGGCAAACGAUUUUGAAUGAGAUGGCUGAAGCAAAUGCCCAAAACGGCGAUGUGAUGAUGAACAACAUGUGCAGCACACAAGUGGGCCCGGAGGCAAAAGAAUUUAAUUUGUUGCGCGCAGACGAAGAGUACAGAAAUGGAAAUGUGGAGCAUUCGAUAUACUAUCAGGUGCGGGCGCAGUUCCACUGUUGGGACACUCGCUACCUGACCGAAUGGGAAGAUGUGGAGAACUGCCUGCCAAGUUGCAAAACAAUUCUGAACGAAUGCAGCGCCGCUGAGAAGGCAGCUUUCAAAAGCAACAAGCCGCUGUUGAAUAUACUUAAUUACUUAAAAAAUUCCGAACUUAAGGAGGAAACACAAACCAAGCCUACUAAGGUCAUGGAAAAUUUGGACUUUCUCGAGAGCAUUGUAGAGCCAGCCCUGGGUAUUAAACGCAUCAUCGAGGUAUGCAGCCAACUGCCCAACGAAUGGUGUGUCUUGCAGCUCUGCAAGAGCUUCAACACAGCUACCACAUACUCUGGUUUUGGGGAAAUUUUUGGUGCAGAUGGUGCCGUCUACUUGAGUUUAUUGCGCCACUGUCGCAGUCCCGAACUGGGACCCGUAUGUGUGCGCAUCAACAACGAGAAUCUAGCCGAGAUAUUCAGUUCCUAUAGCACCAUUGUGGAGCGUUUUAGGCGCAUCAUAAAUGUUGAUGUCAAAAAAUAUAAAAGCCAGGAGACCAAGGCCAAAUACUGGCAAGACCUUAACGCCUUUGAGGAGUUCCUGCACAGCCUGUUGGAGAAACUGCGCAAUUGCAUGUUACCCUAUGGGUUCCUAUUCUUUGGCAAGCGCUACGACUGUGAGGCCGUCCAAACGCAGACUCUGGCUGUUAUUCAAAGUGUUGAUGCGUUGUGUGAUAAGUACGGUUGGAGCAUUCACCAACGCAUCAUCCUCUCGCAAGCAGCUAUGCAUGCCAACAACCUGAGCCAAGCCGAGAUAAGCAUGGCAUGUUACGAGUUGGCUGCAAACAACGAACUAGAAUGCCAAUCCAUAUACAAUUUGCUAAAAACGUGUGCCAAAGACUGGCAAAGGAUUGAACGACAGCAACCACUUAGCAGUAGGCGCUUCCCCACCAUAAUGGUGGUCGACGAACGUCUAGAUCAUAUUCACUGGGAGCAGCUGAAACCGACACAGGAAUUCACGCGCAUUAAGUCGCUGCACAGUCUCUGGCGGCUGUACAAGUUCCAUAAGCCAAGCAUACGGCAUGGCUAUCUUGUCGUCAACGUGCAGCGGGGCAUGUGUGUGAUAAAUCCAGAUGGCGAUCUACCCAACUCGGGGCGACGCUUGCGGGGCUUCUUCGAACAUUGGCUGCCACAAUGGCGUCAUCUAUUCGAAGUUGUGCCCACUGAGGAAACAGUGGUCUCUGAGGCAUACAAUGCCGAUUGCUUUGUUUAUGCAGGUCAUGGCUCUGGCCUGCAGUAUAUAUCAGCCAAAAAGAUUUGCCGCACACGCGUCAAGGGCGUCGUCUUUCUGUUCGGCUGCGACUCGACUCGCCUGCUGGGCACAGGACUGUACAGCGCACUGUAUGGCACCCACAAUUACUAUCAUGGGGCGCUGUGCCCCACAGUGAUGGGCACAUUAAUGCCCGCCUUGGAUGCCAAUAUGGAUACGGUGUCGGUGAGCGUGCUGAGCCGUUGGCUCGCACCUGGAAAGCCCGACGUUAUACCAUGGACACAUAUCAAUCGUUCGGCUUGGUUGACCAAAGGCGAGGUCAAAGGUGAUGACCUAGAGACGCUGGAGAGACAUCCGGACUACCAAAUGGGCAGCCUUUGUGCGAUAGUGUCGUUUGUGCAUCAGGGACUAGUGGAGCCGAAGCUAUACAACUCUUGUGUGUACGUGUGCCGUGGACUGCCCGCCUGGAAUGUUGCUGUGAAGGAACUGCCUUUCUAAUUUCUAUAAAAGUGUUCUCAAGACUAGAAAGCUCUUCUCAUAUCGGAAGCGUGUAAAGUCAAAUUAGUUUAAGAUGUACAGUGGAUGGUGCUUAAAAAUAUUAAUUGCAUUUUAUCAAAAGAGAGAGGGAUGAGUUAAACACCAAAAAUGUGAAACACAUAGAAUUGUUUAAGGAUAAGACUAGAAUUGGUACAAACUUGAAGUGGGUGUGACUUACCUGCUCAUGCAAUUUUGAUGUAAGGCUGGCCUCGCUUCAC